AUGGCACCGACCGCAAGCUCCACCGAGACGGCGGAAUUGAAACAGCAAGAAGUGUCGCGUCGCGUCGCACCCAUGAACGACACUCCUACUACAGAGCCGGAGACUUCGCCUAACUCCGUGCCUCCAACGACUGUUCAGCGAUGGAAUCAUCCCAGGAGAAAUAUCGUAAAAAUCGCAGCUUGUUUUUGGUCUUUCAUAGUAAUGGGGGCCAAUGAUGCUGCUUAUGGUGCCUUGAUUCACUACAUUGAGAGUUACUAUAAUCUGUCUUACCUUGUCGUAUCCAUCAUUUUCCUAUCACCUUUGGUGGGUUAUAUAUCAUCGGCACUUUUGAAUAAUCGGGUACAUGAGUUCUGGGGACAGCGAGGUGUAGCCGCUCUUACCGCUGGAGCUCAUAUUCUUGCGUACACACUUGUCGCUAUUCACCCUCCUUACCCUGUUCUGGUUGUCGCAUUUGCGAUAGCAGGAUUCGGCAAUGGCAUUGGGGAUGCCGGGUGGAAUGCUUUCAUAGGAAGCAUGGAGAGUGCAAACCAGCUUCUAGGCUUCCUUCACGGAUUCUACGGUGCAGGAGCGGUUCUUUCACCUUUGAUUGCAACUUCUAUGGUCGCGACAGCCGGGUUGCCGUGGUAUACCUACUACUACUUGAUGAUCGGAUUCGCCGGCCUCGAAUUCCUGUCUUUGGUUUUUAGCUUUUGGUCGUCUUCUGGCGUAGCUUACAAGGCUUCUGUAAGCGAGAACGAUUCCAGCACUGGAAAUGAUGAAAAGGCAACUCUCAGCGCAGUUCUUAUAACGCGACCAUCUGCUCGAGUAACUUGGCUCUGUUCCUUGUUCCUGUUAGGUUAUGUGGGCAUUGAGGUCGCGUUGGGAGGCUGGAUCGUUGUUUUCAUGAUUCAAGUUCGCCACGGCAGUGAGGUUGCCAGCGGAAUGACGGCUACCGGCUUUUGGUUGGGAAUCACCGUUGGAAGAUUUGUCCUUGGUUUCAUCACGCCUAAAAUCGGCGAGAAAUUAGCCAUAUCUAUUUAUCUCCUCCUAAUCAUGGGACUCGAGCUAUUAUUCUGGCUUGUACCACAGCUCAUUGUGUCAGCAGUUGCGGUUGGACUGCAAGGUUUCUUUCUAGGGCCGCUAUUCCCUGCUACCAUCGUGAUUAUGUCGAGAUUGCUCCCACGCCACCUUCAUGUUGGGGCAAUAGGCUUUGCUGCGGCUUUCGGGUCAAGUGGUGCUGCAAUAUUGCCAUUCGCAGUUGGAGCAAUUGCGCAAGCGAAAGGUGUACAAGUCUUGCAGCCUAUUAUUCUAGCGCUGUUGGUGGUAAUUCUCGGUCUUUGGCUUGGACUGCCUAGGAUUGUCAAGAGGGAUUGA
Pestalotiopsis fici W106-1 is the source of this 1353-nucleotide messenger RNA. RefSeq lists its product as uncharacterized. NCBI's taxonomy places the organism in Eukaryota, Fungi, Ascomycota, Sordariomycetes, Amphisphaeriales, Sporocadaceae. Gene Ontology annotation, biological process: transmembrane transport. Gene Ontology annotation, cellular component: membrane. Gene Ontology annotation, molecular function: transmembrane transporter activity. The coding region runs from base 1 to 1353 and encodes 450 amino acids. The transcript is spliced from 6 exons. The record is from RefSeq and is a predicted model, not a curated record.